Molecule: messenger RNA, 2096 nt
Organism: Xyrauchen texanus (razorback sucker)
Lineage: Eukaryota; Metazoa; Chordata; Actinopteri; Cypriniformes; Catostomidae
Gene: cpsf6
Product: cleavage and polyadenylation specific factor 6
Exons: 10
Coding region: 22-1662 (546 amino acids)
Biological process (GO): mRNA alternative polyadenylation
Cellular component (GO): mRNA cleavage and polyadenylation specificity factor complex
Molecular function (GO): mRNA binding
Source: RefSeq, a predicted model, not a curated record
AGGAGGAGGAGGAAGCAGAAAAUGGCGGACGGUGUUGACCACAUCGAUAUUUACGCUGAUGUAGAAGAAGAGUUUAAUCAGGAAUCAGAUUAUGCUAUUCAUGAUCAGAUUGACCUGUACGAUGAUGUCAUCUCACCAUCUGCCAAUAAUGGGGAUGCCCCAGAGGACCGCGAUUACCUGGAUAACCUGCCUACACCGGGGAACGCUGAGAAUACCAAAGGGGCUCCACCAAAUGUCGUCUACACCUACACUGGCAAAAGGAUCGCUCUGUACAUAGGAAACCUCACAUGGUGGACCACAGAUGAGGAUUUGACAGAUGCGAUUCGCUCGAUAGGCAUCAAUGAUGUGCUGGAGCUCAAGUUUUUUGAAAACAGAGCAAACGGACAGUCUAAAGGGUUUGCUCUGGUCUGUGUGGGUUCUGAUGCCUCUUCAAGGAAGUUGAUGGAUCUGCUGUCUAAACGGGAGCUGCACGGACAAAACCCAAUCGUCACCCCAUGCAAUAAACAGUCGCUCAGCCAGUUUGAGAUGCAGUCACGAAAAAGUACACAGUCGGGGCAGAUGUCAGGAGAGGGUAAGGCCGGGCCCCCAGGUUUGGGGCUACGCAGUGGUUUCCCUCCUGGCAGGGGUCGAGGGCGUUUUCCUGGCACUCCUGGUCCAGGAGGAGACCGUUUCCCGGGCCCGAUUGGACCUGGCGGACCUCCACCACACUUUCCUGGUAUGCCAGGACCACCCCGUCCUCCUGGCGGAGGUCCACCUGGGCCUCCAGGACCUCCUGGCCCCCCUCCACCUGGUCAGGUUCUGCUGCCUCCCCUAUGCGGACCCCCAAACAGAGGAGACCGCCCCCCUCCACCAGUUAUGUUUCCUGGUCAGUUUGGUCAACCUCCAAUGGGUCCAAUGCCUCCUGGCCCACCCCCACAUGGAUUCUGCCCUCCCCCUGGGCCCCCUCCCCCUCAACAGGCCCUUCCCCCUCCAGGACCCUUCCCUCCCCGCCCUCCUGGUCCCUUAGGACCCCCUCUUGGCCUCGCACCACCCCCUCAUAUGCAGGGACCCCCGCCUGGAGGACCCCCACCAGCCCCUCAUGUCAAUCCAGCCUUUUUCCCACCACCCGGAAACAACAACAUGCCAUCGUCCGACAGCAGGGGCCCACCACCCGGCGACCCUUACGGACGUCCGCCUCCAUAUGACCGUGAUUACGGCCCUGGUGGCAGGGACAUGGAUGCGUCCCGCACUCCCCUGAGCGAAGCAGAGUUUGAGGAGAUCAUGAAUCGCAACAGGGCGAUCUCCAGCAGUGCCAUUUCAAGGGCUGUAUCAGAUGCUAGUGCAGCUGAUUAUGGCAGUGCUAUAGAGACUCUCGUGACGGCCAUUUCUCUGAUCAAGCAGUCGAAGGUUUCAGCUGACGACCGCUGUAAAGUUCUCAUCAGUUCACUGCAGGACUGUCUACAUGGAAUCGAGUCCAAAUCCUACGGGUCUGUAUCCAGCAGACGGGAAAGGUCGAGGGAGAGGGACCACAGUCGCUCUCGUGACAAGAGCCGUCGGCACAAAUCUCGCAGCCGAGACCGCCACGAGGACUAUUACAGGGAGCGCAGCCGCGAGAGGGACCGCCAUCGUGAACGUGACCGCGAGAGAGACCGAGAGCGUGAGAGGGAAUAUCGCCACCGUUAGUUGGAGAGUAAGCUGAACGCAAGAGGAGGGGAGGAGACAUCUGGAGCGCCGUGGAUUCAUCCGACAGCUUCCCUCAACACGGAGGCACCUGGACUCCGGCUUCACUCUGCAGGGCUACAAUAGUGUUCUGUAAAAUAUUAUAUAUAUAUACUCACUCUUAAUUCCCUGCAGCUUUUUAUUUUGACUUUUUAUUUGAAAGUAGCUGUGUGCUAAAAGUAAGUUCAGCCUUUUGAUGAAAACUACUUGCCUGCUCUGUUCAAAACACCGAAAACAACUUUCCGACUGCUAUAAUGUGUAAAUUGUCAGUUUGCUAGAUUUGUUUUUAUAGGAUGUUUUUGGUUUCAUAUUUUCUCCCUUUUUCCCCCCUCGUCCAUUUAUAAUGUUUGUAAGUGUCUUAUGCCUUGAUUAUUAAAUAGCACCUGUGUUGUAAUAAA